AUUCUGUCCGGAACCAUCAGUUGACGAAGAGUGUUUCAUCUUGACACUCAGUUCACAUUUUGGCACAUCUUCGAAUUUCCAUUUUCGAGUACACAUACCGACGCAUCAAGCAUGUUGAAGCUAGUGCUGUUUCUGGCGGCGUUUGCAGCCGUCACAUACGCGGCCAACAGAAAUGCAUUUUUCAAGAGACAAACAUUCUUGAGAGCCACUGACGUGAGCAAAAUGACCAGAGACAUCAGAUCGUGUUGGCUGGAUACUUCGGGACAAUGCUGUGCUAACAACAUCGCCGACUGCCGUUACUACAAAAGAUACAGCAGAACAAGAAACAACUACUUCUAUUUCAACACGAUGCCUUUCUAUCCUGGUAACUUCUGGUAUUCUUCAUGCAAGAUCCAGUGCCUCUGUAGCUCCUACCAAUCCUCGUGUUCCAACGUACCAGCAACUGCAGCAGCAACAACAGCUGCACCAGCAACUACAACAACCACAACGACUACCACUACUACCGCAACAACUACCACAGCUGCUACGACAACAACUGCUACUACUACGGCUGCUACAACUACAACUGCGACAACUACAACUGCGACAACGACCACUGCUACCACUACAGUGACUACAACUACAACCACCACUCCUACUACUACUGUAGUAACACGAUUCUGCCCAACGACGGCGACCACACAGUCUACCGUUACCAGGAUUCUCGGCGGUACCGCUGUGACAGACUGCACCACCAACCCCGGCGUCGUCAGGGUCGUGGACCCCACUUCGGGAAGUACUGUGUGCACGGGUGUCGUCACCUCAACAACAACUGUCUCCGUACCCAACAACUGCGCUCAGCUUAUGAGCACUGCGCUUGAACUACAAGACCCAACCACUGGCACCGUCAUUGAAACUCUACCUGUUAUUGACACCACUACCCUCGCAACAGGAGGUCCGUUCGAAAUCACUCUGACCACACCUAUCAGCUCCACGAGUUGCCCUGGCGUUGCAUGCAUCUAUGACGCUGCCAUGGUCGACAACAUUGACCUCACAAGCUGCGUCGUUGUUGGUGCUGGACAUGACGAUUUUGCAGGCACGAACCCCGCAACAUUAUCCUCCUACACCGUGCCAAGUCUCCAGCCCACUGCCGAUUGUCCCGCCCUCCUGCAGGCGUCUGGUCAAGCCGUCCUCUUUGACACUGGCCUUACGUACAACUGUUUCUUCAAUACAGGAUCUUCUACCUGUGGUGGUGAUGCUGGAGCGCCUGUGAUGUGUCCCCUUACCACCGGAGAAAUUGUCGUCAUCGGUCAGGCUGAGAACAUGCCCUGCGACGGCACCGACAUCGUUGGCUUCUACAAUCUGGAGGCUGCGGCUGUCAGAGUGGAACGUAGAGGGAAAGGGUCUAUUCUGUUGGGCUACCAGCCGUUCAGGAGAAUUAACAAACAUAAAAUUGUCCUUGGCACCGGCAGAAAAGCAACCCGAGUUAUUCUUGGUAAACCCAAGAUUACUCUUGGCUAGAUGGUUUAACACAUAAAAGGACUUUUUACUUCAUGUGUGUUUACUCGGGGUUGUUUAUUGUUGGUUAUUGUCAUAUGGUAUGUCUUAUGUGCACAGUAUACACGUGCAAGUUUCAACGUUUUCCUUUGCAUGUUUUAACAAGGUCUUUAGAUGGAUGUGACUAUUCUCCAUUAGUGGAAAUAUAUUGUUGAUUAUGUAAAAUAUGUGUUGUUUGUAUUUGGUUGUUUUAGCAAUUGCGAAGAGUAUGAUUUUAAUAAAUAUGUUUUUCCUAA
This is a messenger RNA of Haliotis rufescens (red abalone), 1772 nucleotides long. Its product is annotated as cell wall protein DAN4-like. The record is from RefSeq and is a predicted model, not a curated record. The coding region runs from base 112 to 1500 and encodes 462 amino acids. The transcript is spliced from 8 exons. Lineage: Eukaryota; Metazoa; Mollusca; Gastropoda; Lepetellida; Haliotidae.